Messenger RNA from Ogataea philodendri, 669 nucleotides. RefSeq lists its product as uncharacterized. Gene Ontology annotation, cellular component: nucleus. Bases 1 to 669 code for a protein of 222 amino acids. The transcript has a single exon. Lineage: Eukaryota; Fungi; Ascomycota; Pichiomycetes; Pichiales; Pichiaceae. The record is from RefSeq and is a predicted model, not a curated record.
AUGUCUUGUCACCAUCAGCAUUCCCACGGCGUUGCGCCAAUUCCCACGAACGAGUCGCAGUCGUUGAACUCGGACGUGCUAACAACGCAGGUUUCCGCAUUGAACAUUGAAAAUUCGCCCCAAGACCUGGCCAAACUGUUCAAAACCCAAACGACUAAAUACCAAUUGAUCCCUGAGAUCAGAUCAGACGCAGACAAUCAGUUUAUUCUGCACAUUCCGUUCCAAGGCUCGGUCAAACUGUAUUCAAUCAUUCUCCGAACCGCUCGCCACCCAAACCAUUGUCCGCGCACCAUCAAAUUGUACAAGAACCAGCCGUCUUUGGACUUUGACUCUGUGGGUACAACCAAGGCUACACACGAGAUUGAACACCCGCAAAUCGGUGUCGAGUUCGAUGACGAUCUACCCGAGGAGUUUGUUGCCGAGGACACGUUUGUGGAACAUUAUCUGCCUCGUAGACUGCUUACUGGAGUGACCUCGUUAUCUAUUUUCUUCCAGAAUAACUGGGCAGACGACGACGACGAGGUGCUGAAACUUUACUCAGUCGAGUUACGCGGAGAGUUCACUCCAUUGACCAAAGAUCCGGUGGUCACGCUCUACGAGUCUGCGGCCAACCCCGCGGACCAUAAAAACAUGCUGUCGCAGGAGACUAAAAACUACCAGAAUUUAUAG